CGCGGUGCGCGGGGAGGGCGCGGCGAUGGCGGCGGGUCCGCGAUGGCGGGAGCGGCUGUUCGCCCUCUACUUCCUCUCACACAUUCCCGUCACGCUGCUGAUCGACCUGCAGGCGCUGCUGCCCGCCGGCCUCCACCCCCAGGCCCUGACAGAGUUGUUACAGUGGUAUGCAGCCACCUUUCGAGACCCCAUGAUGCUCCAGCCCCCAGAGUGGUUUAAGGCGUUUAUAUAUUGCGAAGCCUUCUUACAAAUGCCUUUCUUCCCCAUUGCAGCAUACGCCUUCUUAAAAGGUGGCUGCAAAUGGAUAAGGACUCCUGCAAUUAUCUACUCCACCCACGUAGCUACAACGUUGUUUGCGAUCCUUGCGCAUAUCCUGUUCCAUGAUUUCUCGCAGUCUGAGCAUUUGGGACCUCAGACACAACGUGAGCGCCUGAUUCUGCUCUCUAUAUAUGUGCCGUACUUGCUGAUACCACUUCUGAUUCUUUUUACCAUGCUCUACAACCCCCACUAUAACCACGUGGAGAAAAGGAAAAGGAAGUAG
Messenger RNA from Gymnogyps californianus (California condor), 541 nucleotides. RefSeq names its product transmembrane protein 97 (gene TMEM97). The coding region runs from base 26 to 541 and encodes 171 amino acids. Gene Ontology annotation, cellular component: endoplasmic reticulum. The record is from RefSeq and is a predicted model, not a curated record. The transcript has 3 exons. Lineage: Eukaryota; Metazoa; Chordata; Aves; Accipitriformes; Cathartidae.